This is a messenger RNA of Andrographis paniculata, 1961 nucleotides long. RefSeq lists its product as uncharacterized. Gene Ontology annotation, cellular component: membrane. The record is from RefSeq and is a predicted model, not a curated record. Gene Ontology annotation, biological process: transmembrane transport. Bases 321 to 1637 code for a protein of 438 amino acids. The transcript has 14 exons. NCBI's taxonomy places the organism in Eukaryota, Viridiplantae, Streptophyta, Magnoliopsida, Lamiales, Acanthaceae. Gene Ontology annotation, molecular function: transmembrane transporter activity.
UGAGGGCUCACGCCUGCCAUUGAUAUGGCGCACGCCCAUCGACCGCCUCCACGCGACUACUGUGUGCCCGCUGCACGACCGCCGCGACGUCGUACACCUCCCCCCUCCCCAUUCCUAUAUCUACUUACAUACAUCUCCAUGCGCCAUGGCUGCAGUUCCCUGUCGCGUCCCAGAGACUAUCAGACAACUGUCCUGUCCUUUUCAACAGUCAUUUUCUCAUUCAAAACCUACAGACAGAUUUUUUAAACGUAUCGCUGAAUAUCGGCUGUAGAAUCAUACUGCGGAAUCGGUGCUGAAUUUUGGAGUUGAAAAUCGAGUCAAUGAAGGCGCUGCUGCCGCUGGUGCACCUCCUGGUGCCGCUCAUCCUGCACUGGAUUGCGGAGGAGAUGACGGUUUCUGUGCUGGUGGAUGUCACUACUAAUGCUCUAUGUCCCGGCGAAACCACGUGCCCCGAAGCCAUUUACAUCAGCGGCAUCCAACAGACUAUCUCAGGAAUAUUCAAGAUGAUAGUUCUUCCACUCUUAGGUCAGCUGGCUGAUGAGUAUGGGCGCAAACCCUUGCUUCUUAUUACCCUACCGACUAGUGUGGUUCCUUUUGCUAUACUUGUCAUCAGUAAAAGUAGAGGAGCUGUAUAUGUGCACUAUGUUUUCUCGAUUAUUUCUAGAAUAAUGAGCCAGGGAACCAUUUUCCUGAUCUCUGUUUCUUAUGCUGCGGAUGUUGUUGACGACAGUAAGAGGGCUGCUGCCUUUAGUUGGAUCACAGGCCUGAACUCUGCGUCUCACAUUCUAGGCGAUAUGCUGGCACGAUUUCUUCCUUCAGCUUACAUAUUUCAGGUGUCAAUAGUUCUUUUGAUUCUUGGUCCGGUUUAUCUAGCUCUGUUUCUGAAGGAAACAAUAAAGCCAACACACACACCGUAUCAGAAUAUCCCUUUCGUGAGAAAAGUAUUUAAAAUUGUGCAAGAACGAUAUUACUCAAUGAAACACGCUGCACAAAUUGUUAUGAGCAGCUCGACUCUUAAGUCCAUCUCUCUCGUUUCCUUCUUCUACGAACUGGGGAUGUCUGCCAUCAGCAGUGUUCUAUUGUACUAUUUGAAGUCGGCUUUUGGUUUCAACAAAAAUCAGUUUUCUGAACUCUUGAUGUUGGUCGGGGUUGGCUCAAUUUUUUCUCAGAUGCUGCUGGUUCCAUUAGUCAAUCCAUUGGUUGGAGAGAAAGUGAUUCUGUGUGUAGCCUUGCUUGGAUCGGUUGCAUAUGGACUGCUUUAUGGUUUUGCCUGGGCUCCAUGGGUGCCGUAUUUGAGUGCUUCCUUUGGAGUUGUGUAUGUACUUGUGAAACCUUCUACUUACGCAGUGAUAUCUUUGGCGUCGAGCUCUGCGAAUCAGGGGAAAGCACAAGGGUUCAUAGCUGGUGUCCAAGCUGUUGCGAGCUUUCUCUCGCCGAUUGCUAUGAGCCCAUUAACAAAUUGGUUCCUGUCGAGCGACGCCCCCUUUGAGUGCAAGGGUUUCAGCAUCAUACUGGCAUCUAUAAGCUUGGUGGUAUCGCUGGUGUUGGCAUGGACGUUGAAACUGGAAAAGGCACCGGCCAUGGAUGACGAGGAGGAGGAUGCAAUUGCAGAUGCGGAGACGCCCCUUCUAUCCUAACUAGAACCAAGGCUAUCACUAGCACUAGCACUAGCACUAGAAAGAGCCAAGAGGACCAGCAGCAGCCAACCCAUCGUAUCGUAUCAUAUAUAUGUAUGAUAAGAGUUUGUGUUUUUGUUUGGCAAAAAACUUAAGCAUAUUAUUAUCAUUAGAUGAGACGAGCAGAGCAGAGCAGAGCAGAGCAGAGGUAUUAUGGGAUUCAAGUAUAAUUACUUAGUUAUUAAUUGGAUUUUAUUUUAUCCUGAAGCUGAAUGAAUAAAUGUAUGUAUGUAUACAGUUGGUUGCUCUAUUUCAACUAAUAAAUAAAAUGUUAGGAUUGAUGUA